ACGCUUCCCACUUUCUACUAUUUUUCACUUUCACCCAAAAAAAAAAAAAUCUUAAAUUUUCUGCAGCCAGAGGUUGGUACUUAAUGGUGUUAGUUUCCACUUUCCAAUUUCUUGACUUGAAAAAUUGCCAUCCUACUUCAAUUAGGGGACCCAGCGUUCUGUGACUUUUAUUUCGGCCCCACAUUCGGACUGGCACAAAAACCGAAACAGAAGAAACUCACCAUGGUUUCAUUGCACUUUCUGACCAAAAUAUGCUAUUUUCUAGUCCACUUAUGCCACAACAGGUUAAAAAAACAUUGUCCAGUGACUAACAUCCAAUUCCCCCUUUUCUCCCCCACAUGGCGUACCCGGGAACUUUCUCCGACGAACCGUUAACUCCCGCCGGCCGCCUUUUUCUUCAGCCACAUACAAACAUCAUCAUCCACUGUAUCCUCCGUGGCAGAAACCCCAUUGACAUAGAUGCUGUAAAAUCGACUGUUAAGUCUUCCUUGAUGAUGCAGCAUCCCAGAUUCUGCAGCCUGCUAGUUCGUGACAAGAACGGGUUUGAGCACUGGAGAAGAACCCAGCUGGACAUUGACCAACAUAUCAUCGUCAUUAAUAACCGGCUCGAUAAAUCGGGCAAUUUCAUGGACGAAAGCCAAGGUUUUAGCACUGAAGAAGAAGAUGAAGAUUACGAUGAAGCAGCAGUGAAUCAGUACGUAGCGAACUUAACAGUGAGCAGUCCUUUAAGUACGGACAAACCCUUGUGGGAAUUACAUGUUUUGAUGGCGCACAAGUGCUCUGUGUUCAGGAUUCAUCAUGCUCUAGGGGAUGGGGUCUCUUUGAUGUCCAUGUUGAUGGCGAGUUGCAGGAGAGUAGAUGAUGCAGACGCGCUUCCCAGGAUGGUUCCCGAGAAGAAUGUGGAAUUAAAGGGCGGGAAAAGAAGGGAUUGCUUUUGGUUGUUUGGUGUCUUCUGGUGGUUUGUGAAGAUGGUUUGGUUCACUCUGAUGUUUGUGAUGGAGUUUACCGUCAAGAGUUUGUUGCUUUGUGACUCGAAAACGGUGAUAACAGGUGGUGAUGGGGUGGAGCUCUGGCCCAGGAAACUCGCUACUGCUAGGUUCUUGCUUGAGGACAUGAAAGUGGUGAAAAAGGCUAUUCCCAAUACUACCAUUAAUGAUGUCCUUUUAGCUGUGGUGUCAUCUGGGCUAUCAAGAUAUUUAGAUCACCGAACACCAAAUGCCUUGCAUGAGGGCCUUCGUAUGACAGGGGUAGCUAUGGUUAAUUUAAGAGCACAACCAGGGUUGCAGGACCUAUCCAAAUCAAUGAAGGGCAAUUCAGAAGCACGAUGGGGUAACAAAUUUGGUGUAAUUCUCGUUCCUGUUUACUAUCACAAAGCUGGCAAUAAUCCUUUGGAGUAUUUGAAGAGAGCAAAGACGACAGUUGACAUGAAGAAACACUCCCUGGAGGCUUACUUCUCAUACAGAAUUGGGGAUCUUGUGAUGUCACUGCUAGGACCAAAGUAUGCUUCUUUGCUUAAUUACAAACUCCUCUGCAAUACUACCUUCACAAUCUCAAACUUGAUUGGCCCUCUAGAUGAAGUUACACUUGCAGGCAACCCAAUCUCCAGCAUUAAGGUCAAUACAACCAGCCUACCACAGGCUAUCACAAUGCACGUGUUGAGUUACGCUGGUAGGGCGGAAAUGCAAAUUAUUGUAGCUAAAGACAUCAUCCCUGACCCAGAGUUUCUGGCUAAAUGCUUUGAAGAUGCCCUAACUGAAAUGAAGGAGGCAGCAUUGCGGAACCAAUGAAGCAUAGAAAAACUUUAAUUAAUAGGUGUGCAAGAUAUAAUUCAUGAAGAAUUUUCUUUACAGAUCGCAUUUAUCACAUGAAAAUUCCAGCGAA
Molecule: messenger RNA, 1881 nt
Organism: Durio zibethinus
Lineage: Eukaryota; Viridiplantae; Streptophyta; Magnoliopsida; Malvales; Malvaceae
Product: wax ester synthase/diacylglycerol acyltransferase 11-like
Biological process (GO): triglyceride biosynthetic process
Cellular component (GO): plasma membrane
Molecular function (GO): diacylglycerol O-acyltransferase activity
Source: RefSeq, a predicted model, not a curated record